Messenger RNA from Knipowitschia caucasica, 306 nucleotides. NCBI's taxonomy places the organism in Eukaryota, Metazoa, Chordata, Actinopteri, Gobiiformes, Gobiidae. The record is from the annotation of a GenBank genome assembly.
AUGCUGACCCUCUUUCCAUCCUUUUGGGGCUUGGUGAACUCGGCGUGGAACCUCUGCUCCGUGGGUAAGCGGCAGUCUCCGGUCAACAUUGAGACCAGCCACAUGAUCUUUGACCCCUUCCUGAAGCCCAUCAAGCUGAACACCGGCGGCCGCAAGGUAAGACCGGCACGAUCCGUCUGUGGCGUUUGUGGUGAGCUGACUUUUGCGAUGUUUGGUUUCCGAGUCCGCCACAUCCUCCAAGGUCCAGUGCGAGGGUCAGGGCCGCUCAGAGAAGCACAGAAGAAGAGCCGUCUCUCGCACACCUGA